AUGGCUUCACCCUCGUCACAAGCAGUUGCGAAACGGUCGUCCGAUACUCAGCUUAUGCCGCCUCCUCCACCUGCCAAACGAAUAAAACGACCGCCUGUAGCCCUGGACGAAGAUGAUUAUACUGAUGCCCUCUCCCAUAUUGUCGCCCGAGACUUCUUCCCUGGGCUGCUCGAAACCCAAGCUCAGCAAGAUUACCUCGAUGCCCUUGAGUCCAAGGAUAAAGAAUGGAUUGCCACAGCAGGAAGGAAGAUGGCGCAGUUAAUGACGCCAGGCUCGCAGAGAAGAUAUGCCGGGACAUCCAUGACACCGCAGCGCGGAAGGGCUCCUAGCGUGUCGAAUAUGGAUACUCCCCACAGGACUCCUGCCAUAGACAAGAAUACGCCGAGAGGCUGGAAAGGAGAUACCCCGAUGUCGUGUGCGACUCCCGGUAGCAUGGCUUCGAUUGCAACAAGCUCAGCCGGCCACGGGAUCUCAUCCAAGAUUCGAAAUAUGGGGCUAGGGGCCUUUCAACAAAAAUAUACCAGCGAAGAUAAUGAAUCUUUCAACAAACUACUAGAUAAACAGAAUGAAAAGAAGAGAGAGAAAUACGCAUGGCUAUGGAGCGGGAAUAAGAUACCCUCUGCUAGGGAGCUAGUGCAUAAAAAGCGAGAAGCUAAAAGACUGGAAGCGCAGGCCGCGCCAGACGGAAGCAAGGAGAAACAACUUAUGAAAUUAUCGGACAACAAGUCUACGGCAGAUGACCGACCAGCGAGACCAGAUGGAUGGAAAUCGAAACCCGAGAACUCCUUGAUGUUCAUCCCUUCAUCGGUAGAAGACGACAUGGAAACAGUUCAGCAGAAACAAGAGUCUACCUCUCGAAUGGGGGAGAAACAAGUCCUCUAUCACAACACCCGCCUCAGGCCGCAUGUUGAAAAUAGUGAUGGGGAACAAUACUCGACUGUUCCGCCUUCACCUUCCUUAUCUGCAGUCCGUGACGCAAUAGCUGGAAGGCCUCGACUAACCGACUCGGAGCCGGGGUAUACUGGCGGUGAAACUCCUCGUGUCAACGGAUACGCGUUUGUUGACGAAGAUGAACCUGACCCUCAGCCACACUCGGCGCCACAAGUUGACGAGAAUGAAGAGGCAUAUCAUCUCAAGCUCCUUGAGAGCCAAGUGUCUGACUCGACGCCAAACCCGUUCAAGCUCAAAGAAAGUGGCAAGCGAGAACUGCUGCUUCAUCGUAUGGUAGAUCGUGUGGCGAAGAAUAAUAGAAGAGAGAAGGCAAUCAAAGAGACGAAGACCCCUGUUCCAAUGUUCCCAAGCAGCCCCAUGAUCGCCUUUGGUAAAUCGGGCGACAGAUCGUCGAUUUCUAAAACUCCAGCGAUGAGCCGAGCGGCCCUUACCCCUGCUGCCCAGAGGCUCUGGGCUCAGAGCUGUGAUGUCAAGUUCAACGAGUGGGAAGAAUAUGUGGACACCAACCCCUAG
Trichophyton benhamiae CBS 112371 is the source of this 1464-nucleotide messenger RNA. RefSeq lists its product as uncharacterized. Gene Ontology annotation, cellular component: catalytic step 2 spliceosome. The record is from RefSeq and is a predicted model, not a curated record. Bases 1 to 1464 code for a protein of 487 amino acids. Lineage: Eukaryota; Fungi; Ascomycota; Eurotiomycetes; Onygenales; Arthrodermataceae. The transcript is spliced from 2 exons.